AUCAAAACCAUAAAUUUCACACACACUCGAGUGUUCUUUAAUACUUCCAUUGAAUUUCAUUGAAUUCCAUUGAAUUCCAUUGAAUAUAAUUUAUACAUUUCUAUAUCGAAAUUAUUGGAUUACGGCAUCAAAAUAGGUACCCGUUUGCGUGAAAUCAAACCUCUUAAAAACAACAUGAUUUUUAUUGAUGACUCAGAACCGGAAGGGGUACUUGAACCGACCUUUCCAUAUCGUGAUGUGACCAUAAAACGCGGCGUUGAUGCAAACGAACAGUUUGAAAUACUCAGCGAAGUUGGCAGAGGGAAGUUCGGCACAGUCUACAAAUGCAAAGAGAAGUGCAGUGGCCUUAAAUUAGCCGCAAAGUUUGUGCCCAUUCCUAAGCGUGAAGACAAACGAAAUGUGGAGCGUGAAGUAGAAAUAAUGAAUUCCCUACAGCAUCACUUGAUAAUACAGCUCUACGCCGCGUUCGAGUACCAGAAGAUGAUGUGUGUUGUGCUGGAAUUAGUUGAAGGUGGUGAACUUUUCGAUCGUGUGGUCGACGAUGAAUUUGUACUUACAGAACGAGUAUGUGUAGUCAUCAUUCGACAAGUUUGUGAAGCUAUGGAGUUCAUACAUCGAAACAAUAUACUUCAUUUGGAUCUCAAGCCAGAAAAUAUAUUAUGCCUCACUCAAGAGGGCAAUCGCAUUAAAAUAAUAGACUUUGGCUUGGCACGAAAAUUUGAUCCUGACAAAAGGUUGCAAAUUCUUUUCGGUACUCCCGAAUUCGUCGCUCCGGAGGUUGUGAAUUUCGAUUGUAUCUCAUACGGCACGGAUAUGUGGAGCGUCGGUGUUAUUUGCUACGUGCUUAUUUCAGGACUUUCACCAUUUAUGGGCGAAACAGACAUAGAAACAAUGGCAAAUGUAACAAUUGCCAAAUAUGAUUUUGAGGAUGAAUCCUUUAGUAAUGUUUCCCCUGAGUGCUUGGAUUUCAUAGCAAAAUUAUUAGUAAAAGACUUAAGCAUACGUUUAACGGCCGCACAAUGUUUGGAGCACACAUGGUUACAACGUAGACCCAAAACAAGUCCUAAACUGUCACCGAAAGCAACAAAUAUAUCAGCAACAAAACUUAAGGCUCCCACUCCAUCUCCAAUACUAGAACAAAAUGAUUCGGAAGAUGAUGAAGAGGAAAGUGAGCAUGAAAAUAACGUUGAAAAUUUAGUUGAAGAAUGUAGCGAUUUAAUGGCAGAAUCCAAUAUCAAUGAAACUAUAGAUGAGACAAAAGAAUUGGACACGACAAAAGACAAUCUUAAGAACUUCAUAGAGCGUUGGGAGGAACAUCCCAACAGCCCGUAUGUGUUCGAUGUAGAAGCCAAUGUCAUUGCGCCACUGAGCGAGACACCAUACAAGAAACCACAUGCAGCCGACAGCGUAACAUCCUCACGAGUUUGCUCGCCAUCACCGUGUGAAUCGAUAGGUACUAUAACAGAUGAUGAUGUCUUCGGCAGCAACGACGAAGCAAACAAUAACAACAGUGAUAGUCCGAGUACGGUGGCUACUCCAAUAAAUGAAUCCCGUGAAAAGAUCUUCCCUCUCACAACUCAAACAACAGUAACAAAUCCAGCUUCGGAUUCAGCUACGCCGACUCCAACGCCGCAACAUACCUCACAGCAUGUAUUCGCGAACAACUUUGACGAGUUUGGCAGCGAAAACCUACAACAACGCAGCAUUAAGAGUUAUUUACAUACAUUCGACAGACGUAAUUCAGAUACAAAUUAUCUGACAGGCCGCCGCUCAUCUGGAGAGCGCGUUAAUUUAGCAGAUGAAAUACGCAAGCUCUCUGAUCAUUUACUUAUGUUAGCUGAAAUUAACACGAAAUUCGGUGGCGAAACCAAGAAGGGAAGCACUUCCAAAACGAGUGAUAGCAACAACAAUAAAACUGAAAGUGUUAAGUCAACACAUAAAACAAAGACUAGCACUAAAGCAAAAUCAAGUAGUAUAACAGCAAUCAGUAAAACAUUUUCGAACAACACCAUAUCCAGCACAUCUACUGGAUCCACUUCAGUCAAUACUUUUUCAGCCAUCAAUAGUCAUAAAGGUGAUAACAUCUCAAAGAUUAGUAAAAUAUCUAUGCGUUUACAACAAUCUAUUGAUGAAACACCCACACUUACCAAUGGCAAGACUACAACCUGGAAGAGUAGCAAAACUUCAAGUGUGAGCACAAUGUCAACCGGUAACACUACAACAAAAUCGCUUACUUCAAAUACUUCGAGUACGUCCUCUGAGUCGGCCAGCACGCGACGGGCCAAAUUUCGUAUAAAUCAAAUGAGUCGGGAUGUACCCAUUGGGUUGCCCAAUACACAUCAAGCUGUGAAUCUAGAAGAGGCAGCAAAUACUACUAAAGAUUGUCUAUUACAUUUACUUGAGAAAUAUAACGAAACGAAAUGUCGUAACCCAAUGGGUCGUCACCAAAGCAUCAGUGUUGACUGGAAUGUAAGCGAUAAUUUGGAAUAUCGGUCUAUGAGCUCCAUAAACGCCUUCUUUCAAAGACAUAAUAAUUCACAGGAAAACGUUAGACUAUUACAGGCACAGCUAGAAGGUAAAACCACAGCGACGGGGAAAACAAAUGGUUCAUAGAAAUUAGAAAUUAUAAAUUGUGUUAAACUUUUUUGUUGAGGUUCCUCAUUUUGAAAAAUUAAUUUAAUAAUUUCUUUUUAUUUGUUAUUUAUUUAUUUAUUUGUUAAACUGUAGAUUAAACAAUAUAAAUUCAAUUUAUUAGCACUGGAGUAUACUCUCAUUUGUAUAAAGAUUAUAAAAUAUAUAGAACUCUGACGUGCAGUUUCUGCACCAUUAACUUUUUAAUUAUUUACUGUAUAAUGCA
Teleopsis dalmanni is the source of this 2857-nucleotide messenger RNA. RefSeq names its product death-associated protein kinase related-like. Lineage: Eukaryota; Metazoa; Arthropoda; Insecta; Diptera; Diopsidae. Gene Ontology annotation, biological process: protein phosphorylation; intracellular signal transduction; positive regulation of apoptotic process. The coding region runs from base 175 to 2613 and encodes 812 amino acids. Gene Ontology annotation, molecular function: ATP binding; protein serine/threonine kinase activity. Gene Ontology annotation, cellular component: nucleus. The record is from RefSeq and is a predicted model, not a curated record. The transcript has 9 exons.